This is a messenger RNA of Paralichthys olivaceus (Japanese flounder), 2967 nucleotides long. Its product is annotated as sodium-coupled neutral amino acid transporter 3-like. The record is from RefSeq and is a predicted model, not a curated record. Gene Ontology annotation, biological process: glycine transport; L-glutamine transport; L-histidine transmembrane transport. Gene Ontology annotation, molecular function: L-glutamine transmembrane transporter activity; glycine transmembrane transporter activity. Gene Ontology annotation, cellular component: plasma membrane. NCBI's taxonomy places the organism in Eukaryota, Metazoa, Chordata, Actinopteri, Pleuronectiformes, Paralichthyidae.
ACGGAUGCAAAAAACCCCAUGACUCUGUAAAAGGCAGGUUUGGGACAUGAAUCAGCUAACAAGCUUUUAACAUUAACCCUGCUACCGCUGUCAAGACUGAAGACAACCAUCUGUCAGGCUAUUAGAGGGGAGCUUUGAAGAGACUCCCUAAGAGCUAAGCUGCACAUUAACUUUGAGACUGAAAACUGAGCCAAAUUGACACGAGGAAUUACUAUUUCGAUAUCCAGAAAAGGCAGCUGGGCUAAAAGAAAAUUUUACAGCGAAAUCUUUCAAUCAGGCAAACUUGAAUCUUUAAAGUCUCUCAAGCAACAACCUCAUUAACAACGAAAACAAUGGAGCUUCAGAAGAUGAAUGGACACAGCAGGGAAGAAGGGUUUGAUGGGCUGGACGUCAUGGCUGAACAUGAGGAGUUUCUCCCACAUAAGACUGGUGCUAAGAAAGACAUCCGCUUUACAGAUUUCGAGGGAAAGACUUCAUUUGGCAUGUCCGUCUUUAAUCUCAGUAACGCCAUAAUGGGUAGUGGAAUUCUGGGAUUGGCUUUUGCAAUGUCCAACACUGGAAUCGUUCUUUUUAUAGUCCUGUUGCUGUGCAUUGCCAUUCUGUCUGCAUAUUCCAUCCAUCUCCUCCUGAGAAGUGCCGGAGUUGUCGGGAUCCGGGCUUAUGAACAGCUCGGGAAUCGGGCUUUUGGCCCCGUGGGAAAAAUGCUGGCUGCAUGCGUUAUUACAAUACACAACAUUGGAGCAAUGUCCAGCUAUCUCUUCAUUAUCAAGUCUGAGCUCCCUCUGGUAAUUCAAGCUUUCCUUGAUAGUGAAGAAAACACCGAAGAGUGGUACAUGAAUGGAAACUACUUGAUCAUCAUUGUUAGCGUUUCCAUCAUUCUUCCUCUAGCACUCAUGAAACAACUUGGUUACCUGGGCUAUACCAGUGGCUUCUCCCUCUCCUGCAUGGUGUUUUUCCUCAUUUCGGUUAUCUACAAGAAAUUUAAUAUUUUGUGUCCGCUGGAGAGCGAGGACCAACUUAAUGAGACUCUUUUUGCUGACAACCACGCUGCCAUGAAUGAGACGGGCGACAUCUGUGAAGCCAAGAUGUUUACCAUCAACUCACAGACCGCGUACACAGUCCCAAUUCUGGCCUUCGCUUUUGUCUGUCACCCUGAAGUGUUACCGAUCUACACUGAACUGCGAGAUGCCACCAAGAAACGUAUGCAGGGUGUUGCCAACAUUUCCAUCUUGGCCAUGUUUGUCAUGUACCUGCUGACGGCUCUUUUUGGUUACCUCACCUUUUAUGGUGGCGUGGAGUCAGAGCUGCUCCACACCUACAGUCGCUUGGGCUUCCGGGACGUCCUGAUCCUCUGCGUGCGUCUGGCCGUGCUGGUGGCCGUCACGCUGACUGUCCCUGUGGUUCUGUUUCCGAUCCGCAGGGCUUUGCUCCAGAUCUUGUGCCCUGACAAGCCUUUCCACUGGGUCAGACACAUCGCCAUCGCAUUUUGUCUCAUCUUCGUGGUCAACCUGCUUGUUAUCUUCGUGCCCUCCAUCCGCUACAUCUUUGGCAUCAUCGGAGCCACAUCUGCCCCCACCCUCAUCUUCAUCCUACCUGGAAUCUUCUAUGUCCGGAUUGUUCCUGAAGACCAGGAGCCUUUACUGUCCAGACCCAAGAUUCAGGCUGCAUGUUUUGCUGCCCUGGGAUUCAUCUUCAUGAUCAUGAGUUUGUCGUUCAUCAUCACUGACUGGGUGACUGGAGAGUCCAAAAGCGGAGGUGGACACUAGCUGCCACGACUGAACAGCGAUACCAUGAAAACAAUGCAACCAAAGCUCCCUGCCAUUAAAUUACCCCUAAUCUGCCGAGUUCUCAUCCAAAGCCAAACUGGGUGGUUUGGCUGCACCAGAUGAAAGAUAUGUGAAGGGCCUUUUCCCACGACAACAAAAAAAGAAAAGAGAAAUUCAAAAAUGAUGACGGGGCAGUCAAAAGGUCCUGUAAUGGAGGAGAGAACAGAGAUGCAUGAGUAUACAAAGUAAUAUGUUCUGACUGAUUAAAACCUGUGUCACAGGCUGCAGCAAGAAUAUUGUUUGGAGGCAUGUGUAGAAAUGAAUAAGCCAGGAAAAGAGUAAUAAAUGGGAACAGCGUGACUCAAAUGGAAAUCCCAUUUUAGAGAAUGAAUGUGUAGACUUUCCUGGAAUAGCUCGGUCACUGCCAAACUCCUUCCAAUCUACUUCCCCACAAUUUCAGGGUGCACACAACAGAAAUGUGAUAAGAGUUUGCUUUUUAUAAAAGAGAAUGACGUCAGUUUCAAUUUUGUUACAUUUUAAAGACUUUUAAAUGUGUCCAAAUCUAGACAUUUCUCUAAACGUGACAGAUUCAGCUCAAUACGACCAGCGAGGGUUAGUCUGCAGCUCCAUAUCCCAAUCCAUCAAAAUCCAAGUUUCACUGACUUGUACAUGGAAAUUGAUUAAUGUGUUUUAAUGUGAUCAUUUGUCGAGAUAAUUCACCUAAACAUGAGGUCAUCGUCGUCAAAGCUGAGUCUGACGUGACCUUUUUUAUUCGUGAUCCUACGGAUAUGGUGCAGUUUGUGGGUUUUUGCUGCUAUUCAUGAAGGUCAAACAGACAGUAACUGACAAUCACACACAGAGAAAGACAGCGAGAGGUGGUUUGCACAAUUUCUAAGUCUAUAUAUGUCCCUGAAGACAUCAUAGCUGCAAACCAAAGACUUUAUUUAUUGUGUUAUAUUGAGAUGGUUUCAACACACUAUUUUUAUUUUAAAGCAUGUUCAGCAAAGUCCACUUAUUGAAUAUACGUCCAAACAUCCAGCUUUAGAAAUGCUGUUCCUCUUUCAGCACGUCCAGAAACUGUUCAGCACAGUGAAUAGUGACCUAUGGAUUUAAUUUAAAAAUAAAAGAAUGCCAUUCAUCCUGUAUAUUUUUAAAUUAAUUUGAAUGUUGUUAUCUGUCAAUAAAAUAUGUCUCAUUUGUA